AUGACCGUGCCGCUGCUGAAGAUCGGCGCCGUGCUCAGCACCAUGGCCAUGGUCACCAACUGGAUGUCCCAGACGCUGCCUUCUCUCGUGGGGCUGAAUGGCACCAUCUCCCAGGCCGGCACCUCCGAGAGAAGCACUCUCUUCCAAAGCCCAGAUGAAGGUUGGCAGGUCUAUACGUCAGCUCAGGCUCCCGAUGGCAAAUGUCUGUGCACAGCAGUCAUCCCUGUUCAGGGCACCUGCUCGCGAGACUUGCGCAGCCGGCAACUACGGCAGCUCAUGGAGAAACAGGUACAAAACAUCUCCCAAUCCAUGGAAGUGCUGGAUCUUCGGACCUACCGGGAUUUGCAAUAUGUCCGUAAUACAGAAUCGUUGAUGAAAGGACUGGAUUCUAGGCUGAAAGUGGCCACUGAGGGUCAAAAAAAUCUGAAUGUCAAAAGUUUCCAGGAGCUCAAGGACAAAAUGACGGAACUGAUGCCUCUUAUUCCUGUAUUGGAUCAGUAUAAGUCUGACACUCGCACCAUCGUGCAGCUCAAAGAGGAAGUGAGAAACCUUUCAGGCAGCUUGCUUCAGAUCCAGGAAGAGAUGGGUGCCUAUGACUACGAGGAACUCCAACAACGAGUGCUGAUUUUGGAAGCUCGGUUGCAUGCUUGCAUGCAGAAGUUAGGUUGUGGAAAACUCACUGGAAUAAGCAACCCCAUUACUAUCCGAGCAUCUGGAUCCAGAUUUGGCUCUUGGAUGACAGACACCAUGGCUCCAAGUUCUGACAGCCGGGUGUGGUAUAUGGAUGGCUAUUACAAAGGCCGCCGUGUCCUUGAGUAUCGUACCCUGAAUGACUUCAUCACAGGGCAAAAUUUUGUCCAGCACUUGCUGCCUCACCCUUGGGCAGGCACUGGCCACGUGGUUUUCAACGGAUCCCUCUACUACAACAAGUAUCAGAGCAACAUUGUGGUGAAGUACCAUUUCCGUUCACGGAGUAUUGUUGUACAACGCAGCCUCAACACGGCUGGCUACAACAACACAUUCCCAUAUUCCUGGGGUGGUUUCUCUGACAUCGACUUCAUGGUGGACGAGAAUGGACUCUGGGCAGUUUACACCACCAACCAAAAUGCUGGCAACAUUGUGGUGAGCAGGAUGGACCCCAUGACACUGGAGAUACUACGCAGCUGGGACACUGGCUACCCCAAGCGGAGCGCAGGAGAAUCCUUCAUGAUUUGCGGGACCCUCUAUGUGACAAAUUCACACCUGGCUGGGGCAAAAAUCUAUUUUGCCUACUACACAAACACUUCUAGCUAUGAGUACACAGAUAUUCCCUUCCACAAUCAAUAUUCCCACAUAUCCAUGUUGGACUACAAUCCCCGGGAGAGAGUUCUCUACACCUGGAACAAUGGCCACCAGGUCAUCUACAAUGUGACUCUCUUCCAUGUUAUCAAGACUUCAGGGGAAUUAUAA
Messenger RNA from Notechis scutatus (mainland tiger snake), 1449 nucleotides. It is a transcript of the gene OLFM2, whose product is annotated as olfactomedin 2. Gene Ontology annotation, biological process: signal transduction. NCBI's taxonomy places the organism in Eukaryota, Metazoa, Chordata, Lepidosauria, Squamata, Elapidae. The record is from RefSeq and is a predicted model, not a curated record.